AUGCUCAGUUCUCACUUCGUGCUUGGUGCUUUAUUGCUUGCCUCCGGUAGUGUAGUUGCUCAGACUGGGCUCGCUCCGAAGAAGUACAUAACUCUUCCUCUGGGUGCUAUCUUGCCUUCAGGGUGGUUGCGUGACCAGCUCAUCCUCCAGAACAACGGUUUGGCCGGUCACGAACAUGAGUUUUACAACUAUGUUUCCAACACCGAUUGGACUGGCGGUACCUCCGCAUAUUCGAGCUUGGAGGAAGCUGGUAGUUAUUGGUUUAACGCUAUGGUACCCAGCGGUAUCCUGGUGAACAAUCAAGCCCUCAACUCAAAGACACAAGCAUUCCUGGACUACGUUCUUUCGCAUCAAGAAUCGGAUGGAUGGCUGGGACCCGAAGCGAACACUAACAAGGCCAAGUAUCUUUGGGGAAGAUACCCAUUCUUCUUCGGGGCAAUUCAACUCACCGAAGUCAACCCAACCUUGACGGAUCGCGUCGUCACCGCCAUGCACAAAUUCGUUCAAUUGGCGAAUACGAUGUUGAAGAACGGUCAAGGUUUGGGCGAUGGCGGAUGGGCGCAAACGAGAUGGGAAGAUUUUGUGAUUGCGUUGCAAUGGUUAUAUGAUUACCAUCCGAAUGGUAACGAGGCUCUGCUGAUUGAUACUAUGGAGAGGCUUAAAUGGACUGGUGUACCUUGGGAGAAGGUUUUCAGCCCUGACUUGUUCCCUAAGACUGCCACGGAGGGAAUUCGUAACCCGACUGGUUAUGGCCUGAGCUGGCAUGGAGUGAACAUGGCCGAAGGAUUGAAAGCGCUCCCGGCUACCUAUCGUUUCACACACAAUCAAUCAGAUUUAACUGCCGCAAGUCAGGGAUGGGACCUGCUGUUCCAGUACCAUGGAAGGCCAUCCGGUAUUUAUGCUGCUGAUGAGUAUCUGGCGGGCUUGGAAGCCAUUCGAGGAACGGAAUUGUGUUUGGUCGUUGAAACCAUGUUUUCAGGUUCAUACUUGUAUCAAGUCAUUGGCGAUCUCAAGUUUGCAGACAGGGUUGAGAGAAUCACGUAUAACGCUCUCCCGGCUACAAUCACUGGUGAUAUGUGGUCCAGACAGUACUUGCAGCAAGAGAACCAGAUCGCGUCUCAGAAUAUGAAUCCUAACCCGUUCCCGAACGAUGGAGCCUAUUCGAACGUUUUCGGACUUGAACCCAACUACCCGUGCUGCACCGUCAACUUCCCGCAAGGAUGGCCCAAGUUCGUUACCAACUCAUUCCUCGCCACACCAGACAACAGCAAUCUAGUCCAACUGUAUCUUGGACCGUUCUCGACCACGACAACCCUUGCUUCCAGUAAUAAAGUCACAGUGAACGUGGACACGAUCUACCCCUUCAGCGAUGACUUGACGGUUACGAUUAAUGCUGCAAAGGCGUACACCCACUACGUCCGCAUUCCAAGCUGGGUCGUUGGUGGAACGAUUGCGAUUAAUGGAGCUACCGCGAAAGCUGUCUCUCCUUCGAAUGGAUUGCAAGCCGUACCUGUUGCCGCAGGAACGACCAAGUUUGUGCUUCAUCUGCCUGCUCAAAUUACCACAGAAUCGCGUCCCCACGGAUCUGUCGCUGUGCAACGCGGUCCAUUACACUACGCAUACGACAUUCCCAGAACCACCACUGUCCUCAAAACAAACUCUCAACAACCACUCGCGAAAGAUUUACAAUUCAAAGCUGCUGGCCCCUGGCAAUACGCUAUUGAUCCCAGCACCUUCAAGUUCGUCAAUACUCCACCCACGAACGGAACUUUGCCUUCUCCUGUAUUCGAUUCUGGCAAACCGCCGUUGUCGAUUACGGUCACGGCUUGUUUGAUUAACUGGCCUACGGCUGGGGAUACGUUUGCUGCCUCGCCACCUCAAAGUCCAGCUUGCACUGGAGCGAAGACGACGAUUACGUUGAGACCGUUUGGGUCAACUAAGUUGAGGAUUGCCGAGUUCCCAGUUAUGAGUGCUUGA
Molecule: messenger RNA, 1977 nt
Organism: Marasmius oreades (fairy-ring Marasmius)
Lineage: Eukaryota; Fungi; Basidiomycota; Agaricomycetes; Agaricales; Marasmiaceae
Exons: 24
Coding region: 1-1977 (658 amino acids)
Source: RefSeq, a predicted model, not a curated record